AUGUCGCCGCUUCACACGGAUCUAUCUAUCUAUCUAUCUAUAUGUCUGUCUGUCUAUCUAUCUCAGUCUGGUAUAUCUAUCUACAUAUAUAUGUAUAUAAAUAUCGCAGUCUGUUCAUAUCUAUCUAUCGCAAUCUGUUCAUAUUUAUCUAGCUAUCUAAAUAGCUAUAUAGCUAUCUACCUCAGUCUGUUCAUACCUAUCUAUCUAUCUAUCUAUCUAUCUCAGUCUGGUAUAUUUAUCUAUCUAUCUAUCUAUAUAUAUAUAUAUAUAUCGCAGUAUGUUCAUAUCUAUCUAUCGCAAUCUGUUCAUAUCUAUCUAUCUAGCUAUAUAGCUAUAUAUCUCAGUCUGUUCAUAUCUAUCUAUCUAUCUAAUCUCUUCAUAUCUAUCUAUCUAUCUAUCUAUCUAUCUAUCUAUCUCAGUCUGUUCAUAUCUGUCUGUCUAUCUAUUUAUCUAUCUCAGGCUGUUCAUAUUUAUCUAUUUAUCUAUCUAUCUGUUGUGUUUCAACACUAUCUAUCUAUCUAUCUAUCUAUCUAUCUCAAUAUGUUAAUAUCUAUCUGUCUAUCUCAGUUUGUUCAUAUCUAUCUAUCUAUCUAUCUAUCUAUCUAUCUCAAUAUGUUCAUAUCUAUCUGUCUAUCUCAGUUUGUUCAUAUCUAUCUAUCUAUCUAUCUAUCUAUCUCAAUAUGUUCAUAUCUGUCUAUCUCAUACAACAGCCGUAGUUCUUUCUCUUGUCUUCUCUUUCCUCUACAUUCUUUCUCUCUCUACUUUUCUUUCUCCGCCCAUAUUUUUUAUCAUACUUUUUUACGUUUCUCUCUCUCUCUUCCAUUCUUUGUCUCUAUUUUCCUCUCCGAUUCUUUCUUUCUUUCUUUCUUUCUUUCUUUCUCCUUCCUCUCUCACUUUUUCAUUCGUUAUCUUCUUCGUUCGAUCCCCUCUUUUUGUAUCUACUUGACUUUUUUUUUCUUUUUAACUAUAUUUCAAUUUCUCGGUUUCUCUCGGACAUUUUUAUUUGCUCACUUUCAUUCUUCUUCCUUUUUUCCCACCCUUUCUAUCUCUUUUUGUAUGUCCUUUCUUUUUAUUUAUUUUCCUUCUUUUUUCUAUCACUACGUUUCUCAUCAUUUUCUCUUUCUCUUUGUUUGUAUUUCUCAUUUCCUUAACUUUUCUCAAUUUUAUAUUCUCAGUUUUUUCUUUUGCUUUCUUUCGCUUUUUCAUUCUUUCUUUCUUUCUUUUCUUCUUUUCUUUUCUUCUAUCUAUCUAUCUAUCUAUCUCACUUUUCUUUCCGUUAUCUUCCCUUUUCGCUCUUUUUACUCACUUUUCUUUUCCUUCUCUUCUCGUUUUAUCUUUCGCACUCUCUCUUCCAUACAUUUCUACCAUUCUUAUUCUCUCUAUCCUACUCUCUGUCUCUUUUUCGUUCUCUUCCUCUAUCUAUCGUGA
This is a messenger RNA of Acanthosepion pharaonis, 1428 nucleotides long. The record is from the annotation of a GenBank genome assembly. Lineage: Eukaryota; Metazoa; Mollusca; Cephalopoda; Sepiida; Sepiidae.